Leptosia nina is the source of this 963-nucleotide messenger RNA. Lineage: Eukaryota; Metazoa; Arthropoda; Insecta; Lepidoptera; Pieridae. The record is from the annotation of a GenBank genome assembly.
AUGGGUGAAUUAAUUGAGUAUACUACAGUGCCUCGACAUGGUAGAAGAUUUUAUAAGUUUUCCAGCCAGUGUUUAGUUUUCUCAGUCCGAGCACCUGAAAAUGUUUACAUUGGACUAGCAAGUUGUCCUGGCUAUUCUUCAAUUCAUCAUUGGAUCUUUAUUGAUGAUUACGAUCAAAACACAGGUGUGAAAGAAUUUGAUGAAGAUAUUGUUACAGUAAAUACCCCAAACAUCCUGAAUAAUAAUGAAUAUAAGAAAUUUCUGCUGACUUGGUAUGGAAAGAAAAUUGAACUUAGUAGAUUUGGUGAAACAACACCCAUCUUUUCCAUUGAAUGUAGCAUAGAGAAGGAAGUACAAUUUGUAACAUUUUCAGAAUUGAAUCAUGAUGUUAGUAUAGAUUGGAAAUUUCUAUUACCUCCUCAAGUAGAGAGACCUACUUUAAAGCCUAUAAUAGGAGGUAAACCAUAUUGGGUGCAAUAUGAUGGGAUCUUGCCAUAUGGUGCUCUAUUAGGUGGUUAUGAGAAUGAGUUUCUGUACAUUAUGAGAGCACCACAUGAAGGAUCUCUAACACCAGGAAAGUUUGUUCCAUCAAUGAGAUGCGGUUUUGUGGCAUGGGGUUCGGAGAGUCAUGUGAAAACUGAUUUUGAGAUACUAUGUAUGCAUGAUUGCCUAUGGGUGCCUACUGCAAAUAACGUCAUUCCCUCGGGAGCAUUUCCAGCUGGAUAUACUGAAUAUGCUGGUGCAGAAGUUAUGUAUAUAGGCCGCGCAGUUCGAGAUGGCCAUUUAAUACCAGGAAAGGUCGCCCCAUCACAUAGUGUGUGCUACUUUGCUUAUGGAAAUGACACAGUUUAUGAAAAUAAUUACGAAAUAUUAGUUGCUCCAUAUUCUAGUCCGAGAUGUACAAAUAGCAUAGUAACACCUGUAGUCAACUGUGAAACUUACCAAGAAUAUGAUGAUAGUUAA